Benincasa hispida (wax gourd) is the source of this 1298-nucleotide messenger RNA. RefSeq names its product NAC (No Apical Meristem) domain transcriptional regulator superfamily protein (gene CUC3). Gene Ontology annotation, biological process: regulation of DNA-templated transcription. Gene Ontology annotation, molecular function: DNA binding. Lineage: Eukaryota; Viridiplantae; Streptophyta; Magnoliopsida; Cucurbitales; Cucurbitaceae. The record is from RefSeq and is a predicted model, not a curated record.
CUCCCUCUUAUAUCUUAUGACCCUUCUCUAGUACACUAACUUAAAAAACCCACAUUAUUAUUACUAUUAUUUCUCUCUAGCUCUAACAAAUGUUUGGAAUUGAAGAAGUUAUUGGAGAACUAAAUAGAGAAGAAGAUCAAGAAGAAGGUGAUAAUGGUAAAGAAAUAUUCAUCAAGAAGCAUAGAUUAUUGCCACCAGGUUAUAGGUUUCACCCUACUGAUGAAGAACUCAUUGCCUUUUAUCUUGCUUCAAAAGUCUUCAAACCUUCCAAUUUUCAUCAUGGAGUCAACAUUGCUGAAGUCGACCUCAAUAGAUGUGAGCCUUGGGAACUUCCAGAAGAGGCAAAGAUGGGGGAAAAGGAGUGGUAUUUUUUCAGCUUAAGAGUGAGAAAAUACCCAACUGGAUUAAGAACUAAUAGAGCAACUGUGGCUGGUUAUUGGAAAGCCACAGGGAAAGAUAGGCAAAUUUAUAGUAGUUGUAAUGGAGUUAAGCUUGGAACAAAGAAAACUCUUGUGUUUUAUAAAGGUGGUGCUCCUAGAGGCAUUAAAACCAAGUGGGUUAUGCAUGAAUAUCGCCUUCACUCUGAUCUUGCUUCCCCUAAUGUUUGCAAGCAGGACGAAUGGGUUUUAUGCAGAAUAAUUCAUAAAUUCGGAGAGAAAAUAAAAUCAAGAUCCUUCCAAGAAGCAAUUCCUUCUCCCAUUUCUCUACCUCCAUUAUCACUCAACACACCUCAAACCAUAGACCAUAACAACAUCCAAUCCCAAGCACCUCUACACAACAACAUUCAUCGCCAUGAAAAUGGCCUCCAAAGCUUCAUCAUCAACAAUCCACAUUUCAUUUUCCAAUCCAACAGCCUCUUUCCAUUUGCCUUAAAUAAUAACCUCGACAACACUCAUUUGUCGACGCCACCGCUGCCAUCAAUUCAAGCGAACGAUACGAACUAUCACGCCCAUUUUAACCCGUCCUUGUUGCUCGAUGGCAGCUGCGACAGCGGGCAGGCCUCGAGUUUCGGUGUGGACAGCAACGGCACGUUGGUUGAUGUCGCUGCUUACGGAGGUGGUCGGGGGGAUCAGUCCGAUGAAAAUUGGUCGGGAGGGUGCUGAUGAUUGGCGGCUGUCAGAUAAUUUGUGUUAGAUUAUUAUUAUUAUUAUUAUUAUUAUUAUUAUCCCCUACACAGAUCGCGAAGCAUUUUUCUUCUCUUUUGCUAUGUUUGAUGGUGCUUCGAUGUUAGUACAAUAACAUUAAUAUCUACUUGGGACUUGCUUAAUUUAUGGCAUUUUCGUCGAAGUGUUUGUUCA